UUCAGCAGCUGGCAGGGAGCUCCAGAAAACCACAGUCACUUCCACCAUUCUUCCUGAAUGGACCCCCGCAUGAGGGGCUUUUCCUUUUCUUUUCAAAGCCACUGCUCUGGAAAAUGGGCCUGAGCUCUUCCAAGGCACACCCCAAGGUGACCAAGGUGGCACCGAUGCCCCCCAGGGAGGACCUGCCUGCUCUCACUGCUCCAUACCAGCUCCCCAGGAUGUCUGGAGAGCCCAACCUGCACCCACAGACCAUGGCAGAGUGGGGAAACCCCACCUGUCCCCAGCAGCUUCCACCUGUCCGUGAGACCUGGUAUGGCAGAACCUCUGCAGGGCCCCUUCCUUUCAACACCGUCCUGGAAAAGGGAGAAACCAGCAUCAUUAAACAGCACCCACCUCGAAGACCUCAAUGGCUUGAACCUGCUGCCCCUCUGCAAGAAGUCCCUCCUGCAAAGCCCUGGAGUCAACAAGCAGUGGCUGCAAGCCCAAGGAUGAAGGCUGUGGAGAAGAGGGGGCAAAGCCUGAGACACCCCCCAGGCAGGCGGCAGCACUUGCACAAGCUGCAGAUGCUGGAUUUGACCCGUAGGCGCCGAGAGGCAGAGCUGAAGCGAAAUCUCCACAGGGAGGCAAAAAUCAAUAAACAAAAACUCAAGGAAUCCAGCCCAAAGAACGUCCUUGACACUCUCCAGAGAGGCGACAGCGCCAAGAGCCGAGACCUGGUCCCUGCUGAGCACAAUCAGUGUUUUCAUGGAGACGACCAUGGAAACACGUGGGGCAGAGGACUCUCCAGGCAACACGACGGGGCUGAAGUCUCUCCAGGCAGGAGCAGCAAGGUUGACCUGUGGUUCUGCAGGGAGCCACGGACACGGGAUCUGUUCUGGGACACCUCCAGCACCGGCUCUGAGGAGUGGGAAAGGGAAGAGAAGAUUUACCACAAGCGUAGGCUUGUGAGAACCAAGACAGAGAGAUUUUCUCUCUUUGAUGACUUCUUUGAUAAGGACUUCUAGUGGUGGGGUGGGAGGGACACGCUGAAGAAGAAAGCUCCAGCCUUGGUGGAGCUGAAAACCUUCCAGAUGGAUGGAUUGAAGGUAGAGACACGAUGUUGGCAGUUAGUGGCAUUUCUGGGAGGAGGGUGCAGUGGAAAGGACAGCUGGAAAUGAGGAGGUCACUGGUGUGGAGUGAACAAUGACUGUCUGGGCUAUGUGGCUGAACCAAAACAUCUGUGGAAGAAAUGGCUUGGACUGAGCAACAAUGAAGUAAAUGUAGAUGGAGGAGAAGGAGGCUGGCAAAAAAAAACAACAAACCAACAACCCAAGAAGAAGCUGAAAAAUAUUCUGGGACAACCCCAAAUAAUAAGUUCCAGCUGAGAUGAAAUGUUUCUUUUACUUCUGGGUUGCUCAACCUUUCCAUUUAACUUUCUGGUUUUAACCUUACAUCCUUUUCUAAACCACAAAAAACCCAGUUCAAAAUGCAAGGUAAAAUGGUUCAUUCAGGAAAUCUCUAAAAUAAAUAUUCUGGCAUUUCUAAAAUUCUUUUUUUUUACUCUUUUUAAAAAUUUUAUUUCCUCUCCUCCCCUGCUCUGGACACCAAAAUACAUUUACUUUCUUCUGUACCAACCUCCAGUUUUAUGGUUCAUCUUCUAAACAGCUGGUGUUUCUUCACUUGCCUUCUCUCUUCAGGGUUCAAUCCUGCACAGUGAGUGGUGGAACCUGAGGGAUCUCCAGCAUCUUCUGCAGACACACACCCCAGCUUUGCAGUGUGAUGGUCAAGGCUGCUGAAUCCACCAGGAAUUUGGCUGGACUGCCCUGUUGCAUCCUGACAUUUCCUAGUGCAUUGAAAAAGAUGGUUAUAUGAAGAGUGCCUGAUCUAUCAAAAAGAUCCAUGCAGAUCCAUCCCUCCUAAACUGUAUUUUAAAUAAAAUUGUCAGCUUUUGUCUCUAAAAUAAUUAAUUAUCUGAGACAGAACUUCA
This is a messenger RNA of Apus apus (common swift), 1966 nucleotides long. It is a transcript of the gene CCDC198, whose product is annotated as coiled-coil domain containing 198. Bases 114 to 1004 code for a protein of 296 amino acids. NCBI's taxonomy places the organism in Eukaryota, Metazoa, Chordata, Aves, Apodiformes, Apodidae. The transcript is spliced from 6 exons. The record is from RefSeq and is a predicted model, not a curated record.